GAAAUGCAUGCACUCAUAUAGAUAGUAGGCCAUACAGUCUCAUUUAUUAUCCAUGUAAACAUUCGGAGUAACAAGACAUGUCUUACGAGAGAAAUAAAUUAUUACUCUUCCAUAACUUCCUUCGACUUCUUCUUCCACUGGCACAGAGGGCAGAGGAAGAAAAUCAACAACUGUUUCCUCUUUGUUUUAGGAGGAGGAGGAGGCGGACUCAACGUAGAUUUUGGUGCAGGCCAUGGCUCAUCAGAAGAACUUUGUUUGGACAAUAUGACCAACUCCUGCAUGAGCUUAACCGGGAAGAUGCGUCUGGUUACAGAAACUUUUUAAGAGUUGAUGCAGACUUGUUUGGGGAGAUACUUGACAGAAUUACCCCUGCAAUCAGAAAAAGCUCUACCUCUUUCAGGGAACCACUUGAACCAGGACUGAAGUUAGCCGUUACACUCAGACAUUUGGCUACCGGUUCCACGUAUGCUGAUCUUAUGUAUGCCUUUCGUGUUGCCCGGAACUCCAUAUCACUCUUUGUGCCUAAAGUCUGCGAAGCAAUUUACUUAGCAUACAAAGAUGAAGUCAUGCCGGAUGAGAUUACGACGGAAGAUUGGAUGCGUAUAGCAUCUGACUUUGAAAGAAUAUGGAACCUCCCACACGCUUGUGGUGCUUUGGAUGGGAAGCACAUUAGAAUAAGAAAACCGCCUAACUCGGGGUCGUUAUUUUUUAACUACAAACAUUUCUUCUCUACAGUGAUGAUGGCUCUAGUUGAUGCAGAUUAUAAGUUUAUUUGGCUGAGUGUGGGCUCAUACGGAAGUGCAUCUGAUAGCCAGAUAUUUAGGGACUCGGAACUACGACCAAUGUUAGAAGAUGGAACUUUGGAUCUUCCGCCUCCCUCCCCUCUUCCAAAUGGUGAAACAGAUAUUCCUUAUUUUCUUAUUGGCGAUGACGCAUUUCCUCUCCGAUCAUGGAUGAUGAAACCCUAUUCAAGAAAACGUUUAGACCACGAUGAGCGCAUCUUUAACUAUAGGUUGUCCCGUGCACGUAGAAUUGUGGAGAAUGCUUUUGGCAUUCUUGCCAUGAGAUUUCAGAUUUUGAUUGGAACUAUGCAACAACUGCCAGAAACAGUAGAUUUAAUCGUACUGUCUUGUACUACUCUUCAUAACUUACUUCGGAUAAGGAAACGUGCUGAUCUACAACUGUUUGCUGACGAAGAAGACAACAAUCAUAAUUUAAUAGAGGGACAAUGGCGACAAGGUGCGCAACUUACCGACGGAGACCCAGGGUAUCAGAGAAAUUUUGGUAACGCUGCUGGAAUUGAUCAAAGGAACUAUCUUAAAAAUUACUUCAACUCGGAAGCAGGCGCCGUAGAUUGGCAAGAGAACAUGAUUUGACUGGUUCAGAAACAUUGAUUGUUUUGAAUGCAUCAGUAUUGUGUUAAUUGAUGUAAUGUUUAAAAAUAAAAAUUUAGAUAUA
Molecule: messenger RNA, 1458 nt
Organism: Mytilus trossulus (common blue mussel)
Lineage: Eukaryota; Metazoa; Mollusca; Bivalvia; Mytilida; Mytilidae
Exons: 2
Coding region: 78-1376 (432 amino acids)
Source: RefSeq, a predicted model, not a curated record